This is a messenger RNA of Schistocerca americana (American grasshopper), 2141 nucleotides long. RefSeq names its product heparan-alpha-glucosaminide N-acetyltransferase-like. NCBI's taxonomy places the organism in Eukaryota, Metazoa, Arthropoda, Insecta, Orthoptera, Acrididae. The record is from RefSeq and is a predicted model, not a curated record. The transcript is spliced from 14 exons. Bases 158 to 1921 code for a protein of 587 amino acids.
CCGCCGCAACAACAGUUCAGUCUGACGGCGGAGCUCGCCUCGCGUGCACCGUGGGCUGCCGAUCCAGAGCAUCGCAAAGCGAACUGCGCGCCGACUCCUGCGGACGACGAGGUUCUGCAUCCAGGGUUGCGGUAAGGCGAUGCAGUAGCUGGCAGCCAUGUCUUGGAUAGAAGACCCGGGUGUCGACGUGUUCAGGGGCCUCAACCUGAGGGACCUGGGUGUCGACCAGGCGUUCGUCAACGUGACGUCACAGAUCAAAGGAACCGACAAACUCUACCUGUACUCGCUCUCUGAGGAGUGCUACAAGUGUCCAUUCACACUUCUAACUGAUCCCAAUAAACCUCAAGAGACUCUGAAAAUUUCCACCCAAAGAAGGUACACAUGGAGGGUACUUACCAGCGUUGUGGGCACCGCCCUUCCUGCUUCAGAUUACAGUGCAGUUCUGUGCGAGACGUCUGCAGAUCUCGGAGAAUUUGGAGUGUAUGAACUCCAGGUGAAGCCUCAGGGUGGCAAUUCAUCUCAAGCAACAUGUGAAGUGCACACCAUACUGGAACCAGUCAACAUUUAUCUACCUCUUGUUAUAUGCAUACUUGGCCUACUGGUGCUGUGGAUAGUAUCAGCUGGAAUUCCAUUUAUUACAAAUCGUUGGUUUAAGAAAAAUAGAAUUAUCACACCAACUACUCAACAAAUGGAUUCCUUACCACGUGCCGAGAAGGACCAAAACCAACAACAGCAAGCAAAACAAAGGCUUAAAUCACUUGACACUUUUAGGGGGAUAAGCAUUGUGCUCAUGAUAUUUGUGAACGAUGGAGCUGGGAAAUAUUGGUUCCUUGAGCACACAACUUGGAAUGGUCUCAAUGUUGCUGAUGUGCUGUUUCCUUGGUUCAUGUGGAUCAUGGGUGUUUGUGUACCAAUAUCUGUUAGGUCCCAGCUGAAAAGGAACACACCGAGAUGCAAAAUAAUAGCUGGUAUUCUACGUCGAUCUUGCAUAUUAUUCUUGUUGGGCAUGAUGAUAAACACCUCUGGUGGCUACAACAAACUUGAGACAAUACGCAUUUUUGGAGUACUGCAGCGGUUUGGAAUUGUUUACUUUGUGGUUGCAACCCUAUUGGUAACAUUCACGUGCCGCAACUUUAAUCCCCCAAAGACUAAAUUGCUAGCAGCUAUGCAAGAUAUAAUAAUCCUGCUGCCACUCUGGGUUGUUGCUGCUGCAGCCAUAGCUGGCAAUUGUGCAAUUACAUUCUUUUUUGAAGUCCCAGGGUGUCCAAAGGGCUAUAUGGGACCUGGAGGUAUCCAUGAAAAUGGCCAAUUUGAGGAAUGUGUUGGUGGUGCAGUAGGCUACAUAGACCGUCUAGUACUGGGUGUAGAUCACCUGUACCAGCAUCCCACUGCUCAGGCUGUUUAUGGUUCUGGACCAUUUGAUCCAGAAGGAUUAGUUGGCUGUAUCACUAGUAUUUUUCAAGUCAUCCUUGGAGUCCAAGCUGGAACAACACUAAUACUCUUCUGGGAAUGGAAGUCAAGGAUUCUUCGAUGGCUUUCUUGGGGUACUAUAUGUGGAAUAAUUGGAGCAAUAUUAUGCUUGGCCAGCAAAGAAGAUGGCUGGAUACCCGUGAACAAGAAUCUGUGGUCACUGUCCUUUGUGCUGGUGACAUCAUGCUUUGCAUUCUACCUGCUGAGUUUUUGCUACUUCCUGAUUGAUGUCAAACAUUGGUGGAGUGGAGCCCCAUUUUUCUAUCCUGGAAUGAAUGCCACCAUAAUGUAUGUAGGACAUGAAAUAGGUCAUGAUCUGUUCCCAUGGCACUGGGCCAUAGGCAGGAUGAACACACAUUUCAUGUUGCUUAUAGAAUCAAUAUGGGGAACAGCCCUUUGGGUGAUAAUAGCUGUGUGGCUCUAUCAUAUAAAGUUCUUUUUGGCUUUAUAAUUCAAUGUACAAAAAUGAAAAUAUGACCUUUUUUUUUGUAAUGUAUAAAAUUUGUAAAUAUUCAUUUUUAAGUGAACAGUUUUUACUUUUAAUCAUAAAUAUUUGAAUUCAAUUUAUCUACUGACAACUACAGUGAAUGGACAUGAAUAUCAUAAUGCCAUACUACAUAUCACAGAUCAGACUGUACCUGUAAUCAUAUUAAAGAAUGAUUAUUUUUCUA